Penicillium manginii is the source of this 4029-nucleotide messenger RNA. RefSeq names its product putative ABC multidrug transporter. The record is from RefSeq and is a predicted model, not a curated record. Gene Ontology annotation, cellular component: membrane. The transcript is spliced from 15 exons. Gene Ontology annotation, molecular function: ABC-type transporter activity; ATP hydrolysis activity; ATP binding. NCBI's taxonomy places the organism in Eukaryota, Fungi, Ascomycota, Eurotiomycetes, Eurotiales, Aspergillaceae. Bases 1 to 4029 code for a protein of 1342 amino acids. Gene Ontology annotation, biological process: transmembrane transport.
AUGGAGACCCCUUCAUCCGGGACCGCAACACCAGUGGAUGUGGAAUUCGGCACCAGUCAAAUUCGCAAACGCCUGACUGUCACAUUUCGUGAUCUCACUGUCCGGGUCACAGCACCCGAUGCUGCCCUAGGUGAUACGCUUUGGUCGGAGGUUGACCCACGACAGCUUAGCAAUAUAUUCAAUAAGAAAAAGUCAAAAAGGUCAAUUCUCAACAAUGUCUCUGGUCAAGUUCGGCCAGGGGAAAUGCUCCUCGUGCUUGGUAGACCAGGCUCCGGCUGCACCUCACUUCUUCGGGUGCUUUCAAAUGAUCGCGAAACUUUCGACGAAAUCAGUGGUGACACCAUGUACGGAAGUCUAGGCGACAAAGAGGCAAAGAAAUACCGCCAGCAGAUCAUGUUCAACAAUGAAGACGAUCUGCAUUUUCCUACCCUCACUGUCAAUCGGACCAUGAAGUUCGCCUUACGAAACAAAGUUCCAAAUGAAAGACCUGCUGACUUGGCUGAUCGCAAAGACUUUGUGAGCGGAAAGAGAGAUGACAUCCUCAACUCUUUGGGAAUUGGCCACACAAAAAAGACUCUUGUCGGAAAUGAGUUCAUUCGGGGAGUAUCUGGAGGUGAACGCAAGCGUGUCUCACUCGCUGAAGUUCUUGCAGGACAGAGUCCUGUUCAAAUGUGGGACAACCCCACACGAGGCUUGGAUUCUAAGGCUGCGGUCGAAUUCGCCCGUAUGCUGCGCCGUGAAGCGGACGAAAAUGAAAAGACCAUGAUUGCCACCACCUAUCAAGCGGGCAAUGGUAUCUACGAUCAGUUUGAUAAAGUUUUGGUCCUCGCGGAAGGAAGAGUGACCUUUUAUGGCCCUCGUUCCCUAGCAAAAGAGUACUUCGAAGGUAUGGGGUUCGAUUUCCCUAAGGGUGCUAAUAUUGCCGACUUUCUUACUUCUGUCACUGUCCUUACGGAGCGUAUCGUUCGCCCCGGAUGGGAGACAAAAGUUCCCAAUACCCCUGAGGAAUUUGAGCAAAGAUACCACCAAAGUUCAAUCUACCGCGACCAGAUUGGUAGCAUGGAGCCUACAGAAAAGCUUGCUCACGAAAUUGAAGAUCUGGAGCUUGCGGUGGCUAGAGAAAAGCGAAAGCAUCAUUUGCCUCGACAGAAGAGUGUCUAUACCGCAGGUCUCUGGGAGCAAGUCGGCUCUUGUACUGUUCGUCAAUUUCAGAUCAUGUGGGGUGACAAAUUCUCCCUUGUGGUCAAAGUUGGCUCUGCUAUUCUUCAAGCCUUGGUUUGCGGUUCCCUUUUCUACAACCUCGCUGAAGAUAGCAGCUCCAUUUUCCUGCGUCCUGGUGUUCUCUUUUUCCCCAUCCUUUAUUUCCUACUUGAAUCUCUUUCAGAAACGACCAAGUCGUUUAUGGGUCGCCCUAUUCUCUCUCGACAAAAGCGCUUCGGAUUCUACCGUCCCACGGCCUUCUGCAUCGCAAACGCCAUAACAGAUGUCCCAGUUGUGAUGGUGCAGGUAACAUGCUUUUCGCUCAUUUUGUAUUUUAUGUCAGCCCUUCAGAUGGAUGCCGGGCGAUUCUUUACAUUCUGGAUCAUCAUUAUCACCCAGACACUCUGUUUUGGUCAGCUUUUCCGAUCGGUUGGUGCGACUUGCAAGACGUUUGGAAAUGCUUCCAAGAUAUCCGGCUUACUCUCGACUGUCUUUUUCGUUUAUGGAGGCUACUUGAUUCCUUUUGAAAGCAUGCACGUCUGGUUUAGAUGGAUAUUUUAUCUAAACCCCGGAGCGUAUGCAUUCGAGGCGCUCAUGGCAAACGAGUUUGUGGGGCGGGAAUUCCAAUGCAUCGAGCCUGAUUAUAUUCCAUACGGUGCAGGCUACUCUAGCUCGGAAUCGAUUCACAGGGGCUGCUCAGUCCCUGGAAGUAAAAAUGGCAUGAUCAGCGGAGAGGCCUAUAUCCGGGAGCAAUAUAGCUAUUCCUUCCAUCACAUCUGGCGCAGUUUCGGUAUCAUCGUCGGAUUUUGGAUCUUCUUUAUCGGUCUUACUUCGCUGGGAUUCGAGUUAAAGAACAGUCAAGGUGGGUCUUCUGUGUUGCUUUACAAGCGUGGAAGCGAGAAACAGUCUCAAGUUGGGGAAAAAGAAAUGCCAGCCAAGAAUGGGCAAUCUGGAGAUAUGGUCGCUCUCCGGGGUUCAGUCAAGCACUCGACAUUUACAUGGAACAAUCUUGACUAUCAUGUUCCCUUCAAUGGUGAAAAAAAACAGUUGCUUGAUAAGGUUUUUGGUUUCGUAAAACCUGGAAAUCUGGUUGCUUUGAUGGGAGCCUCUGGUGCUGGAAAGACAACGUUACUUGAUGUUCUUGCUCAACGCAAAGAUUCUGGUGAAAUCUACGGAUCGAUUCUCAUUGAUGGACGCCCUCAGGGGAUCAGCUUUCAACGAAUGACUGGAUACUGUGAGCAGUUGGAUGUGCACGAGUCGAGUGCGACCGUGCGAGAGGCACUCAUCUUUUCUGCGGUUCUUCGACAGCCGUCCAGCACAUCCUAUGAAGAUAAAAUUGCCUAUGUUGACCACAUAAUCAAUCUUUUGGAGCUUCGUGAUAUCAGUGAUGCGCUGAUUGGAGUACCCGGGGCUGGUCUCAGUAUUGAGCAGCGCAAGCGCGUAACUCUUGGUGUUGAGCUUGUGGCGAAGCCUACUUUGCUUUUCCUGGAUGAACCAACCUCUGGUCUAGAUGGUCAGAGUGCUUACAACAUUGUGCGGUUUCUCCGAAAGCUUGUCGAUGGAGGUCAAGCCGUAUUGUGUACGAUUCACCAGCCUUCUGCCGUCCUAUUCGAUGCAUUCGACGGUCUCUUACUGCUGGCAAAGGGUGGCAAAAUGACUUACUUUGGCGAAACUGGCCAAGAGUCAAACAAGAUUUUGGAUUAUUUUUCACGCAACGGAAGUGCUAAUAGUGGUGUCGACUGGGUUGACGUUUGGAAAAACUCAGAAGAGCGAAAAACUGCAUUGAAAGAGCUUGACGCUUUGAACGCGGCCGGCAUGGCCGAUCCCGAUUAUGUGGAGGAUACUGCGGAUUUUGCUACCUCGCGCUGGUUUCAGUUCAAGAUGGUGUCAAAACGCCUGACCAUUCAGAUCUGGCGGUCACCUGAUUAUAUGUGGAACAAGAUGAUUCUCCAUAUCUUCGCGGCUUUAUUCAGCGGCUUCACGUUUUGGAAGAUUGGGGACGGCACCUUUUCUCUUCAACUACGACUUUUCGCCAUUUUCAACUUCAUUUUUGUGGCUCCCGGUUGUAUUAACCAGAUGCAGCCUUUCUUCCUGCAUAACCGCGAUAUCUUUGAGACUCGCGAAAAGAAGUCGAAAACCUAUCACUGGAUUGCUUUCAUUGGUGCCCAAACUAUCACCGAGAUUCCCUAUCUGAUCAUCUGUGCAACUCUUUAUUUUGUUUGCUUCUAUUUCACCGCAGGAUUCCAAAAUCUUGCGAGCAUCUCGGGUCACUUUUACCUUCAAAUGAUAUUCUAUGAGUUUUUGUAUACCUCGAUCGGUCAGGCUAUCGCGGCUUACGCACCAAAUGAGUAUUUUGCUGCGGUCAUGAACCCCGUCCUGAUUGGAGCUGGACUGGUCAGCUUUUGUGGUGUUGUUGUGCCUUACAGCCAAAUGCAGCCAUUCUGGCGCUAUUGGAUGUACUAUCUUGACCCGUUCACAUAUCUUGUGGGUGGUCUUCUUGGCGAGGUCCUUUGGGAUGUCAAGGUUCAAUGCGAACCAUCUGAAUAUAUCACAUUCAGCGCUCCAUCUGGUCAGAACUGUGGUGAAUACAUGGCAGACUUUCUUUCAACCCAGGCUGGCUAUUUACUGGAUUCAAAUUCAACGGAUACUUGCUCUUUUUGUCAAUACUCCUCGGGUGCCGACUACGCCAAAACUUUCAACUUACAGGAGAAAUAUUACUCCUGGAGAGACACUGGAAUUACAGCCCUCUUUUGCAUUAGCUCUUAUGCUCUUGUAUUUUGCAUGAUGAAGCUUAGGAGCAAGAAAACCAAAAGCGCUCGAUCCGAGUGA